Cervus elaphus (red deer) is the source of this 1265-nucleotide messenger RNA. RefSeq names its product glutathione S-transferase omega-1-like. Gene Ontology annotation, molecular function: glutathione dehydrogenase (ascorbate) activity; glutathione transferase activity. The coding region runs from base 463 to 1188 and encodes 241 amino acids. Gene Ontology annotation, cellular component: cytoplasm. Lineage: Eukaryota; Metazoa; Chordata; Mammalia; Artiodactyla; Cervidae. Gene Ontology annotation, biological process: L-ascorbic acid metabolic process; glutathione metabolic process. The transcript has 6 exons. The record is from RefSeq and is a predicted model, not a curated record.
CUGGGAGGUCAGGGUCUGGGUGGGGCGCCGAUCCACUUGCCCGCAAAGUGAAGGCCACCAUCCUUCGGGGUCAGGGAAGGGCUCUGAGGAUUUUGAGCGUCAUUGGUGCAUCUCGAUAUGUCAGCACCUCUUGGCCAGCACGAUGAACUCUGGCACAGUCGCCACCUGAGGUGUUUUAAUUAAGACUUAACCCCCACCAAACCCGGAAGGCCGGCGCUGCGUCAGGGCUUACGGGGUGGCGUCCGGCCGUGACCGCCCACCAGGCGAGCUGGCUGCGGCCUGUUCCUUCUUGCAGAGGGUGCGGAAUGCAGCAGAGUGCGGGGUAGGGCCGCCCCGGAGAGCUUCUGCGCGCGGGUUUGGUUUACUUCUGAUAGGAAGGGAGGGAGGGAAGGGAAGGCGGGGCGAUCGACUUGUUAAUUCGCCUGCAAACCCCGGCGCCAGCUUUACCUCUGCGGCGGCGAGAUGUCUGGAGGAUCAGCUAGGAGCCUGGGCAAGGGAAGCGCGCCCCCGGGGCCCGUCCCCGAGGGUCUGAUCCGUGUCUACAGCAUGAGGUUCUGCCCGUAUGCCCAGAGGACUCGCCUGGUCCUGACGGCCAAGGGUAUCCGGCAUGAAGUCAUCAACAUCAACCUGAAAAAUAAGCCUGAGUGGUUCUUCAAGAAGAAUCCCUCAGGCCUGGUCCCGGUUCUGGAAACCAGUCUGGGUCAGUUGAUUUGUGAAUCUGCCAUCACUUGUGAGUACCUGGAUGAAGCAUAUCCAGGGAAGAAGCUGUGGCCAAGUGACCCCUAUGAGAAAGCUUGCCAAAAGAUGGUCUUUGAGUCCUUUUCUAAGGUACCACCUUUGAUAUCGAGGAUUCUUAGAACACAAAAUAAGGAAGACUGCUCUGGCUUAAAAGAAGAAUUGCAAAAAGAAAUUACCAAGCUAGAGGAGGUUCUGACUGACAAGAAGACAACCUUCUUUGGUGGCGAUUCUCUUUCUAUGAUUGAUUACCUCAUCUGGCCCUGGUUCGAACGGCUGGAACCUCUGGAGUUGAAUGAGUGUGUAGACCAGGCUCCAACUCUUAAGCUGUGGAUGGCAGCCAUGAAGAAGGAUCCCACAGUAUCAUCCCUCCUCACCGAUGUGAAGACCUUUCAAGGUUUCCUCAGCCUCUACUUGCAGGACAGCCCCGAGGCCUGUGACUACGGACUCUGAUGGGGACAAGAGUCAGCAAUGAAGACAUAGCUGAUACUUUCCUUCACUGAUAUGAAUAAUACCAUGGUUUUAUUUUA